GUUCCAGUUGAGAAUCGCCCCGUUCGGAGACUUCUGCGAUCGCUCGCCCGCCUUCCAUCCUUCCCGGACUCUGCGCAGGGUCGCUGUGGGAAAGGCGCCUUCUCCGGCUUCGACAUGGGCAAAAAGAAAGAAGACAACGAGGCUUCCGACCAGUACGGGGAGAAAUCUCAGUACGAUCCUUCUUUUCGUGGCCCUAUCCAGAAGAGGAGCUGUACGGAUAUUAUUUGCUGUGUUAUCUUUGGACUGUUCCUCGUUGGCUACAUGAUAAUAGGGCUUUUGGCCUGGCUCUACGGUGAUCCGAGACAAGUUAUUUAUCCCAGGAAUUCAACAGGAUCCUAUUGUGGAAUUGGCAGCAAUCGUGACAAACCUUACCUCCUCUACUUCAACCUCAUGAAAUGUGUCGUGGAAGCGAACCCACUGGCAAUAGCAAUGAAAGGCUUGCAAUGCCCUACCCCGCAGAUUUGUGUCGCCAAUUGCUCCAGCAAAUUCUGGACGGUGCUUCCAGAUGCCUUAAGUAAGAAACCUCCUGAAGUGUGGGAUCAGACAAUGUGCCAACCCAGCAUUGAUCUCCAAACUACAAAGUUGACGAUAUCAGAAAUCCUCAGCCAGCAACUUUGUCUUCCAUUCACCAUCCCAACCAAGCCACUUCUUAAUCGUUGCUUGCCUUCUUUUAACACCUCUGAUGUUGGAAGCUUUACUGUGGGUACAAUGUCAGUGAAUGAAACCGUGGGAUACAUCACAAACGGCACAGAACAACUUCUAGGUUCUCUCAAUGUGAAGGAUAUCAGUGUGAAGAUAUUUGAGGAUUUUACACGGACAUGGAUAUGGAUUCUCAUAGGUCUCCUGCUUGCCAUGUUACUGAGCCUCAUUUUUCUCCUGCUGCUGAGGUACAUCGCUGGCGUCCUGGUGUGGGUUCUCAUUGUGGGAGUAAUAUCCAUCAUUGCAUACGGAAUCUAUCACUGUUACACAGAGUAUGAUAUCCUCAAAAAGAAAGGAGCCACUAUUCAGACCAUCGGAUUUACCACUAACUUCAGCGCUUAUGGCAGUGUCAAAGAGACCUGGAUGGUAGCCUUGAUUGUCCUCUGUGUGGCGGAAGCCAUCUUGCUGCUUAGUCUCGUGUUCCUCCGCAACCGGAUCUUCAUUGCCAUCGCGCUCAUCAAGGAAGCCAGCCGAGCCAUUGGGCAUAUGAUGUCCACCCUCGUCUACCCACUGCUGACUUUCAUCUUAAUCGUGAUCUGCGUGGCCUAUUGGGGCAUGACAGCUCUAUAUCUUUCUACUUCUGGAGAGCCCCUUUUUCGGAUCACCCCAACCAAUGACUCUGCCCCAGGCUGUGAAAAAUAUCGCGGUAACCAAAGUUGCACGCCAUUGGAUUUCAAUGCCUCUGACAGUCAUCCUUGCAUAACUGAAUGCAUCUUCUACAGAUAUAAUGAUGAAGGGCUUUACCAGCGCAACCUCUUCAAUCUUCAGAUCUACAACGUUGUGGGCUUCCUUUGGUGUAUCAACUUCGUCAUUGCUCUGGGACAGUGUGUACUUGCAGGAGCCUUUGCCUCUUAUUACUGGGCCUUCAAAAAGCCUCAAGAUAUUCCAGCCUGUGCCUUGCCCAGUUCCCUCCUCCGGACAUUAAGAUACCACAUUGGGUCACUAGCUUUCGGCUCUCUUAUUCUCACCAUCGUUCAACUGAUACGCAUGGUACUGGAAUAUGUGGACCACAAGUUGAAAGAUUCCGGAAAUGCUCUUGCCAAGUUUUUUCUAUGCUGUCUGAAAUGUUGCUUCUGGUGUUUGGAGAAGUUCCUCAAAUUCCUCAACCGAAAUGCUUACAUUAUGAUUGCCAUUUAUGGAAAGAACUUUUGUGUAUCGGCCAAAAAUGCCUUCAAUCUCCUGAUGCGGAAUGUUGUCAGGGUCGUAGUCCUGGAUAAAGUCACAGAUCUGCUGCUGUUCUUUGGGAAGCUGUUGGUGGUUGGCGGAAUCGGCGUCCUGUCCUUUUUCUUCUUCACGGGGCGAAUCCCCAUUGACGAUCCCCGGUUCAAAUCCCCAGUCCUCAACUACUACUGGUUGCCCAUUCUGACUGUGGUUGUAGGUUCCUACCUCAUCGCCCAAGGAUUCUUCAGUGUCUACAAUAUGUGUGUUGACACGCUGUUCCUCUGUUUCUUGGAAGACCUGGAGCGCAAUGAUGGUUCCCAGGAGAAGCCGUAUUACAUGUCCAAGUCUCUUAUGAAGAUCCUGAACAAGAAGAACAAGAAGGCCAAGGACAAAUAGGAAAACCCGGGACUGGAGGAAACUCCUCAACUUAUGUUAUUGGUCCCCAUCAUUUCUUCAUCAUUUUUUUUUUUGCAUCCAUAUCAGAGACAACUUAAUGUUCUUCCCUUCCCCUUCACACAAUGUUGUGUGGACUUCCACAAGAUGACUUGAAACUCUUCCUCAUAUUUUUUUCCCCAUAUUGCCAACCUACCCAUAUUGCUGUUUAUUGUGCAGAUUGUCUAUUUAUGAAUAAUUGAUCUAUUUAAUUUCUCUCCCGUAACAUGGGCCUCUUUUUGGAAUCCUUCUUUUGAUCUCCGUCUUCCAAAAUCGUUUUUUUUUUGGCCACCGCUCUGCUUCCUUGGUCUGGGAUCAUUUAACCGAUCACAGCUGUUCUGAACUCGUUCUGGUCAACUGUCUUUUCGGAUGGGUCAAAAUCAGGGCUCUUUUCGUAGUCUUUGGUUGUCCACUUGCUCCAUUUGUAAAAUACAACCUUUUUUUAGCUACGUUCCUGGCCCAAAACAGGCAGUGUGGUGAACCACAAUAAAGCUCCUUCUUAAAUCGUGUCAUGCAGAAGCAAAUCUUCUCCUGGUGCCAUCAACAAUCUCAGAAAAAUCUUGCUUCCCUGGCAUGUUGAGUGGAUGCCCUCUGGAAAGAGUGCCUUGGGCCAGGUGCCCAGAUGUUCUCCAGAUGUUUUGAAUGUGAACUUCCGAGCUGGAGUCAGAACCCAAAUCAUUUUGAUUGCUCGGUCUAUCCUUCUUCAGCUUCGAUGACUGUUAGCACAUGGUUGGCCUUUUCAGAGGUACUUGGGUUAUUUUCUAAAGGGCUGUUCCUACCUUCUCUCUCUGAUUUAUAUUUUUAUCCUUGACUAUUUUUAGAGGAUUAAACCUGGCGUAUUGUUGAAUUCCUGUUCCUGACUCCUUCCCCAGCCAAAGACUUUUCUGAAACUGGUAAUUAUUCCAAGGUGCCAUCUUGUAUUUCAGAUCAAAUUGUUCUUUUUCCUCCUGAGCCAAUCCUCUUUCUGAAUGUUUUACCGGUUGAAUUGUUCAAUAUUGCACUGGCCAAGCACCAAAUGACAAAUGGUUUUCGGUACGCUGAAUGUCGGCCAUCUUAUUUCCUAAGUGCCUUUGUGGAUAAACUCCAUUUCUGAUAUUGUAGUGCCAACAUUUGGCCCAAGUUUUUGAUUUACCAAGCCAGCUUAAUUCACGCCAACUCCAUCACCUCUAUUUUUGCUUUAUUUCCCUCACUUUUUUUUCUCCGCAAUGGUUUUCCUUUCUCUUUUUUUCUUUCCAGGGUAUCUCUUGCCAUUAAAAAAUAAAAAUCAUAUUGUGGCAAGAUGCAAAACACCAACUCUGUUCUUCGGAUCAAUUUAUAUCUUAUGCAAGGGUGCCGUUGCAGGCAUUUCCUGUACAUAGCUUUCUCUCUGAUGUAU
Messenger RNA from Thamnophis elegans (Western terrestrial garter snake), 3667 nucleotides. It is a transcript of the gene SLC44A4, whose product is annotated as solute carrier family 44 member 4. Gene Ontology annotation, biological process: choline transport; thiamine pyrophosphate transmembrane transport. Bases 115 to 2256 code for a protein of 713 amino acids. The record is from RefSeq and is a predicted model, not a curated record. Gene Ontology annotation, cellular component: plasma membrane. Lineage: Eukaryota; Metazoa; Chordata; Lepidosauria; Squamata; Natricidae. The transcript has 21 exons. Gene Ontology annotation, molecular function: thiamine pyrophosphate transmembrane transporter activity.